GGCUGUCGCGGCCGGUAAGUGUGUGGGUGCGCAGCUCGGUGCACGGACACCGCCGAGUCAGUGCCGUUCGCGCUGCCGGGCCGAGCCGAGCCGAGUCGGGCCCGGGCCGCGACGUGUGUGUGUGUGUGUGGAGGGGCCCAUCGCGUCGCUCGGGGCUCGCGGGGCCUCGCGGCCUCCCUCUCCUCCUCUGUCCAGCUCAGCCCGCCAUCAGGUGGUCUCAUGUCCGCCGCGGAGGAGCCCGCCAAGGGGCGCGGCCCUGGCCAGGGGGCCGAGCCGGGCGCGGGAGACGCAUCCCUGGAGGCGGCGCGGCCGCCCCCAGCCCAACCGCCCCUGGCUGUGUCCACGGCGGGCUGGAAGUCCGUGCUGUGCCAGAGCCAGGCGGCGGCCGGCCUCAUGUUCCAGACCCUGGUGCAGGGCAUGGCACAGGGCUGGUCCUCGGCCGGGGUGGACAAGCUGACGCACGGGCACGGGCCAUUCACGCCCUCGAGCACCGAGGUGUCCUUCAUCGUGUCCCUGUUUGAGCUCGGCCUGCUCGUCGGCUCCGUCGUCAGCCUGCCGGUGUUCGUGCACCUCGGCCGCCGACACACGCUGCGAGUGGGCGCGCUCUUCUUCCUCGUCAACCUGCUGCUCACCUACUUCGCCACGUCCGCCGGCUACCUGUACGCGGCGCGCCUCCUGUCGGGCGCCGGCAUGGGCGUCAACUUCACCUACUCGUCCAUCUACCUCGGGGAGGUGGCCACCCCGCUGAUGCGCGGUGUGCUCAUCCUCGUCAUGACGAUCCUCGCGCCCUCGGGCCAGCUGCUGUCGUUCCUGCUCGCCCCGCACCUCGACUACUGGCAGCUCCUGGCGACCCCGACGGCGCUGCUGGCAGUGUGCGUGCUGCUGCACUUCUUGUGGACGCCGGAGACGCCUUACUUCCUCAUGAUGCACGGCCGCUACGACGAGGCUAGGAAGGUGCUGCUGAGGGUCCGGCGUGGCCACGAACCCGCCCUCGUCCUCCAGGAGAUGGCCUCCAUCCGCGGCUCGGUGGAGCGGCAGCUGAGCGAGGCCCAGUCCUGGCGGCAGACGCUGUCGCCGCCGGGCGUGAAGCGGGCCGCGCUCAUCGUCAUGGUGCUGAGCGGGUCGCCGGCCCUGUUCGGCGUCACCACCGUGCUCUCCUUCACCAAGCACAUCUUCGACGAGGCCAAGACGCCACACGCGUGGCUCUCGUCUGAUCUGGUCAUCGGGGUCAAGAUCGUCAUGAUCUUCGCGGCCAUGUUCCUGGUGGAGCGGCUGGGCCGGCGAGUACAGCUCAGCGCCACGGCCUUCAUCAACUUCGUCGCCAUGCUGGCCAUGACGGCGUACUUCCUGUGCUCCCGCCUCGGCGUGGACGUGCUGCCCGCGCAGUGGGUGCCCCUCGCCGCCCUGAUCGUGUUCAUGGCGGCCACCGGAGCCGGCGUCAUCCCCGUGUCGCACAUCCUGCAGGGCGAGCUGCUCAGCCAGCCGGCAAAGAUGCUCGUGGCGCCCGCGGCCGCCGUGGUGCUCUCGCUCAGCUCGUUCGGCAUCCAGGUGUUCUUCAAAAUGGUGGGAGACUCGGCCGGCUACUACAUCCCGUUCGGCGUGUACGCCUGCACCAAUCUGUUCAUCGCGCUGUUCGCCCUGUUCGUGGUGCCCGAGACCCGCGGGAGGACCCUGGUCCAGGUCCAGGACGAGCUGCGGGCGCGCGCCCUCCGCCCUUCCUCUUCGCGGCGCAACCUCUUUGACACUGACUAGACACCAAACAUUCCAAAAAACUCUCAGGGACAAAAAUACCGACUGAAAACCUCUAUUGUUUUACAACUAUUGAAUUAAAUUGUUGCACACAAA
Messenger RNA from Frankliniella occidentalis (western flower thrips), 1845 nucleotides. Its product is annotated as facilitated trehalose transporter Tret1-like. Bases 220 to 1752 code for a protein of 510 amino acids. Gene Ontology annotation, biological process: transmembrane transport. The record is from RefSeq and is a predicted model, not a curated record. The transcript has 7 exons. Lineage: Eukaryota; Metazoa; Arthropoda; Insecta; Thysanoptera; Thripidae. Gene Ontology annotation, cellular component: membrane. Gene Ontology annotation, molecular function: transmembrane transporter activity.